Messenger RNA from Funneliformis geosporum, 534 nucleotides. NCBI's taxonomy places the organism in Eukaryota, Fungi, Glomeromycota, Glomeromycetes, Glomerales, Glomeraceae. The record is from the annotation of a GenBank genome assembly.
AUGCCUUGCAAUUUGAACGUGAUUUGCUUCAUAGAUCAAUACAAUGAGACUCCAGAAAAAUUUAAUUUUGUAGUCACUGCUGUUGGUAUAAUCAGUUCACGUCAACAAAAUACCAACAUUUUUAUUCAUAUUAUUGCAUUUUAUCCAAAGAAUACAACAAGAGAUAAUGAUUUAGAAAGAUUUGAAAAAGGUGAUAUAAUCAGAGUCCAAGGAAAAUUCUCAAUCAUUGAAACAGAAGUUGAUGGAAAAAAUGAUCUACCAAAAUCAUCGCUAUCUAUUAUAUUAGUAAGCACAGCAUCUGAUAAUUCAGAAACCAAUGAUGACCAAAAUAAUAAAUCUCUUUCAUUUGAUUUAUAUCAUUUUUCAGAAGAAAGUCAUUUGUUGCCAAUUACAAGCAAGGUUUCACAUGGAUUAUCAUUAUAUAUUACUGGAUCUCUAUCUCUUAUUGAUGAUCACUUACUUAUCAGACUUAUACAAAUUAAUUUUAUUGAAAACACUAGCUCAUCACCUAAUAAAACUUCAAGCUAUGCUUAG